Molecule: messenger RNA, 3780 nt
Organism: Rana temporaria (common frog)
Lineage: Eukaryota; Metazoa; Chordata; Amphibia; Anura; Ranidae
Gene: FXR1
Product: FMR1 autosomal homolog 1
Exons: 17
Coding region: 76-2091 (671 amino acids)
Biological process (GO): regulation of alternative mRNA splicing, via spliceosome; anterograde axonal transport; positive regulation of translation
Cellular component (GO): membrane; axon; neuronal ribonucleoprotein granule
Molecular function (GO): protein homodimerization activity; mRNA 3'-UTR binding; translation regulator activity
Source: RefSeq, a predicted model, not a curated record
CCCUUCGCUCCCUCCCUCCUUGGGUGACGCAGAAACUUUCUAGAAAUCCUUCCCAUCGCCCUUUGCGUUUCCAACAUGGAGGACCUGACGGUGGAAGUGCGCGGCUCUAACGGAGCUUUCUACAAGGGAUUCAUUAAAGAUGUCCAUGAAGAUUCGCUCACGGUUGUUUUUGAAAACAACUGGCAGCCAGAACGUCAGGUUCCAUUCCAUGAAGUUAGAAUGCCACCCCUACCAGAUAUCAAGAAAGAAAUUACUGAAGGGGAUGAAGUUGAGGUUUACUCCAGAGCCAAUGACCAAGAACCUUGUGGAUGGUGGCUUGCUAAAGUUCGAAUGAUGAAAGGGGAGUUUUAUGUUAUCGAAUAUGCUGCUUGUGAUGCUACCUACAAUGAAAUUGUCACAUUUGAGCGGCUUCGACCUGUGAAUCAGAACAAGCCUGUCACAAAGAAUUCUUUCUUUAAAUGCAUGGUGGACGUGCCAGAAGACCUGAGAGAAGCGUGUGCCAGUGAGGCUGUGCAUAAAGAAUUCAAGAAAGCCGUAGGAGCAUGCCGUGUGUAUUUUAAUGCAGAAUCUAAUCAAUUAAUUAUCUUGUCUGCAAGUGAAUCAACGGUGAAGCGGGUAAAUAUACUAAGUGACAUGCACUUGCGCAGUAUUCGCACAAAACUGAUGCUUAUGUCAAGAAAUGAAGAAGCCACCAAACAUUUAGAAUGUACAAAGCAACUUGCAGCUGCAUUUCACGAAGAAUUUGUUGUCCGAGAAGAUUUAAUGGGACUGGCAAUAGGUACACAUGGAAACAACAUUCAGCAAGCCAGGAAGGUUCCAGGUAUCACAGCUAUUGAGUUAGAGGAAGACAGUGGGACUUUUCGAAUCUAUGGUGAGAGCGCAGAAGCGGUAAAGAAAGCACGAAGUUACUUGGAGUUUGUAGAGGACUUUAUUCAGGUUCCUAGGAAUCUUGUUGGAAAGGUCAUUGGCAAAAAUGGUAAAGUCAUUCAAGAGAUUGUGGAUAAAUCUGGAGUUGUACGGGUGAGGAUUGAAGGAGACAAUGAAACAAAACUACCCCGUGAAGAUGGCAUGGUUCCAUUUGUAUUUGUAGGAACAAAGGAGAGCAUUGGAAAUGUUCAGGUUCUUCUAGAGUAUCACAUUGCUUACCUUAAGGAGGUAGAGCAGCUAAGACUGGAAAGACUUCAAAUUGAUGAGCAACUUCGUCAAAUUGGUAUGGGCUUCCGGCCAUCAUCAAGCAGAGGUACAGAAAAGGAAAAGGGUUACGCAACUGAUGAAAGCACUGCCUCUUCGGUCCGUGGAAGCAGAUCUUACAGUGGAAGGGGUCGAGGACGUAGGGGCCCAAAUUACACGUCUGGCUAUGGUACAAACUCUGAGCUGUCCAAUCCUUCUGAGACAGAGUCCGAAAGAAAAGAUGAGCUAAGUGACUGGUCACUAGCUGGCGAAGAUGAUCGAGAGAGCCGCCAACAGAGAGACAGCCGAAGGCGCCCUGGAGGCCGAGGUCGAAGUGGAUCUGCUGGACGGGGGCGUGGUGGAUCUAGGGGUGGCAAAUCUUCUAUUAGCUCUGUUCUCAAGGAUCCUGACAGCAACCCAUACAGCUUACUUGACAACACAGAAUCAGACCAGACAGCCGAUACUGACGCAAGCGAAUCUCACCACAGCACUAACCGCCGUAGGCGAUCACGCAGGAGGAGGACUGAUGAAGAUGCAUCUUUGAUGGAUGGGACGACUGAAUCUGAUAAUGCCUCUGUUAAUGAAAAUGGCUUGGAUGAUAGUGAACAAAAACCCCAGCGACGCAAUCGUAGCCGCAGGCGUCGCUUCAGGGGUCAGUCAGAAGAUAGACAGCCAGUUACCGUGGCAGACUAUAUCUCCAGAGCCGAGUCACAGAGCCGACAAAGAAACCUCCCUAAAGAAGCAUUGGCUAAGGGCAAAAAAGAAAAGGUAAAAGAUGUAAUUGAAGAACACAGUCCUGCAGAAAAGGUUACAAAUGGCCCUCGAGGGUCCUCUGGCGACAGUGCUUCAAAGUCUCAGACACCAGCCCCAGAAAGAAAAGAUGGAAGCAACCAAGAAGCCAUACUGAACGGGGUGUCCUAAAAUGGAGUUUCCUAGUUUACAGUUCCUUUACAUUACAUUUUACAAUAGUGCUUGUACAAGCUUGCCAAAGAUAGAUUAAGGAUCGCCAGUCUUUACACCACACUUUCAGUUCCUCCAUUUGGAAUAAAGAAAGGGGAGGGAUCCUGAUACACAUGUUAAACAUAAGUUGAUACCUACUGUGUUCUAAAUACAUCAUCAGAUGUGCCUUGAGAUAGUAUACAAAACAUUAAAGAAAAAAAAAGUAAAAAAAAAAAAAAGUGCUGGCUAAAGGAAAUGUUUUGUUUUCAAAUAUAGCAUUGAAUUGGGGAGAUCCUGCAUAAUAUUUGUUCUGAAAGCAUUAGCUGCUUUUGUUACAUUUUUAAUAAUAUGCAACCACUUCUUCACCUGAGGAAAAACUAGAAAAUGCAGUCUAAAAGUAUUUUGCACUGAACUGUAACUUCUCCAUUGGUUAGGUCUGGAAACUGGUCGUUUUAAUACAUGUUUAAUUUUUUUUUUUUUUCUUUUUUAUUAAAAAAAAAAAAGCUGUAUGGAGGAAACUGCAGACCACUGGAACAGACAAAUACUCAUCUGCAGCUAUUGGCAGUGACUGUUCUUCAUUGGGGCUUUGUUUGGUUUAUUUAUUAAACUGUACAGUAUUUAAAAAUCAAACAUUGCUAUAAACACUAAACCGAACGUAGUCAUGUCCACAAAGGUAUAAUCCUAACUACUGAUGAAAAGAUCAAUUUCCAGAAUGUUUCUCCUGUAUAAAACUGCAUAUGUUAGUCCUUAGUAUGGUAUUUUUAUUUUUGUUUUGGUUGUUUGAUGUGCAAUAUGUUUUUGUAUGCAGGUAGUAAAAAGAAAAAAAAAUAAACUUUGAUCUUCCAUUUUUGAUUAUCUGCCUAGUUUCCUAUGGGGAAGAUAUGAUAAAUUCUUAAAGCUGAACUCCAGGCAUAUAUAUAUUAAAAAAACAAAAAACUGUUAUUCGUAAAAGGUCAAUGUAUUUUUAAAUGCAACAGGUCUAAAGAAAAUUAGACUUUUGCCUUUUUUUUCUUUUUUUUUAAGCCACUUCUAAUCCCCUUGCCUAGGAGCGCUCGGGCAUGGAAGGGGCCAGUAAGUAGUAGUUGGUCUCUCUGCUGACAGAGGGAACCUUUUAACAAAAACGCGCAGUGUGGUCUCUUCAAUGUGCUGCUAUUUUAUUGUACAAUCUGCAGGCUGGUUGUAUGUACUUGGCCAAAUUCUUCUGCAGUGCUGUUCCAAAGGCUUGGCUAUGCUGCCUGGUAGGGGUGACUGGCUCGCAAAACGUGCUGCAGAAAAUUACAGUUCUUUUGGCGGGUAAAUCUGUUCCAGAAUGUUAAUUGUGUAUUUAGCUGCCUACCAGGAGUUCAGCUUUAACCCCUCAGUUACUCAGACAUCCAGCAACAGAACAGGGAGGUUAAAAAUGUAUGUAUACAUAAUUACCUCUGAUUGAAAAAAUGUGAUCACAGUUGACCAGUUUUGAGAUUUAAGUGCUUGAUAAAAUUUGCAAGAAGUAAUGACAAAUUAUGAUUCCUUUUUUUGUACUAUACAGAUUUCCUUGAUUUUACAUCACAUGUCAUAAUUAACCCUGGUUUUUGGUUCUGCUGAUGUUGGCCACACAUACUGAGGGCCCAAAUACAUAACUGGACAGAAAUCCAAGAAAUAAACAUCUUUCCAGCACAUACUUUUCAAGCA